This is a messenger RNA of Durusdinium trenchii, 1590 nucleotides long. Lineage: Eukaryota; Dinophyceae; Suessiales; Symbiodiniaceae. The record is from the annotation of a GenBank genome assembly.
AUGCAUUGUGAUGACUGUGCAGAGACCAAGCGAUCAGUUCCUGCAGCCCGAGCGAGCUUUAAUCGUUCGGACACUCAGUGGCACACCUUGCAAGUUGACAAUGCGUACUUCAAGGUAGGCACCAAGACGGUGACCGCCAUGAUCAUGGUUGACGAGGCUUCUACUUUCAUGGUACCCCAUCUCCUACAUCGGCUUGACGAAGGAGAACAUGAGAAUGCCACUGCUGAACAGGUGGUAGAUGCCUUGCAGAACUCCUGGAUUCGAUUCUUUGGACAUCCUUCGGUUCUUCGACUUGAUCCCGAAGGAGCCUUUCGCUCGCGGUUGCUAGAAGACUUCUGUGGCACCCGUGACAUCGAGCUUCAGCCUUGUGCAGCUGAAGCCCAUUAUCAGAUCGGUGUUGUGGAGCGUGCCAUUGGGACACUAAGGAAAUCGGUGGAGCGCUUCCUUCGCAGCAACGCAGUUGAUCCCUGGGAGGCCAUUGUGACCAUGUGUGCUGCUCAUAAUGAAGUUGGAAAGAUUGCAGGUUUUUCCCCAGCUCAAUGGGCACUGGGACGUUCCUUGGGCAUCGAUGAGAAGAUCCAUGAGAGCGGAAGAGAAGCUACGAGUUUCCAUGAGUCUCAACGAGCUUCGCAAGACAGAGUGCAAAAGACCAUGGUCCUUCGUCUCAAGGCUGAGCAAGAGUACAAGAAGAACAUGGCUCAAGAGGCCAUCAAUCGAGCCUGGAACUCCAAGGCUCAAAAGCGUGAGAUUUGGACUCCUGGCACACUCGUUUACUACAAGCGGUAUAAGGCACCUUCCACGUCUUUGGCUUCACACAAGGAUGUUGAUGUGACAAGACGACAAAUAGCUCGCUGGUAUGGCCCAGGUCGUGUGGUCGCUACUGAGAGCUUCUUGGAUGGCGACUCAGCGAGGCCUGGUCACAUUGUCUGGAUUACUGCUGGUGGUCGCUUGAAGCGUGUUGCUCCUGAACAAUUGCGCCUGGCUAGCGAGACAGAGAAGAUUCUGGCUGAGGCUGACGGUCCACCUCGCUUUGACUGGACCAUUCAAGGUAUGCUGCAAGAAGUUGAUCGUGGACAAUUUGAUGUUUACGAUGAUCUGUUGCAACCGAGCCCUGCGACUCCGGCCCGGCGAUCUCGAAGCGCAGCGCCACCAGUGAGAGAUUUUUCGCCCGGCCGCUAUCUCAGCGACCCUUCCUGCGAAUUUCCAACUAGCCAUGGAGCUGCUGGCAAGAGCUGGACUGGCGAGCUCAAACGCAAUGAGCUUUUCAAAAAGGCCCAAGAACGGCACGGUGAAGCGAAGAUGGUUGAGGAAACCUCAUUUGCUUGCGAGUCUCUUCAACCGGAAGAUGAUCAAGGUGAACCUCCUUUGUUUGUUGCCAUGUCUCUGGAACUGCCCACAGAUGAAAGGAGCAUGAAGCAGUUCAAGCGAGACCCAGUGACUUGGACAGCGAACAAGCUGAAGAAACAUGUUGAAGUGAAGAUGGAGCAUCUUACUCCAGAACAAGUUGAAGACAUGAAGAAGGCCAAGUCUUUGGAAGGUGGUCAAUGGAUCCAAGCGGCUGCCUGCAAAGCUCUUGAGGAGCACCAGAUC